Molecule: messenger RNA, 513 nt
Organism: Durio zibethinus
Lineage: Eukaryota; Viridiplantae; Streptophyta; Magnoliopsida; Malvales; Malvaceae
Source: RefSeq, a predicted model, not a curated record
AUGGCAUUUUCAAGGUUAGUCCAAUCAUCACAAUACAGUAGAUACUUUAAUUUUUUUUAUGUCCUAACUGCUCUGUUUUACUGGGUUUCUCAGAUGUUGGCCUCUGUCAUGGCUUGCCUUUUGUUGAUGGUCACUACUGUUUCACAGCAUGUCCCAACUUAUACGAUUGCAAAUGAAAUGAUUGGAUUCGGAGCAUCCAUGCUGGAAGGCGUGCUUGCAUUCGCAUUGGUAUACACCGUUUAUGCUGCUGAUGACCCUAGAACUUGUCCAUUUGGCACCGAUGGACCCUUGGCAAUAGGAUUGAUGGCAGGAGCCAUGGCCUUGGCCGCUGGUCCAUUCGCUGGAGGUUCAAUGAACCCUGCAUUGGCCUUUUUGUCUGCUGUCAUUGCUGGUCGUUUCAAGAACCAAGUAGUUUACUGGGUUGGACCCGUCAUUGGAGCUGCAGUUGCUGGGCUUCCAUAUGACAUUGUCGUGUUCCCCGGUGAAGCAUCAGUUUCUGGAACUGCGGCUUAA